Acanthopagrus latus (yellowfin seabream) is the source of this 5325-nucleotide messenger RNA. Its product is annotated as protein shortage in chiasmata 1 ortholog. Lineage: Eukaryota; Metazoa; Chordata; Actinopteri; Spariformes; Sparidae. The record is from RefSeq and is a predicted model, not a curated record. Gene Ontology annotation, biological process: resolution of meiotic recombination intermediates. The coding region runs from base 292 to 4785 and encodes 1497 amino acids. The transcript is spliced from 28 exons. Gene Ontology annotation, cellular component: condensed nuclear chromosome. Gene Ontology annotation, molecular function: single-stranded DNA binding; ATP hydrolysis activity.
UGUAUCUCCUGCAGGGGUUUCUUAUAGUGUUAGCACUAUAACGGAUAAUAAAAGAUGAUUAAUGGAAGAUGUAACAAAUAAAAAAAAAGUCAAUGUCAAUUACCUGCAUUCCCAAGAUGCUCCGAGUAUAAGUUUCCUAGCAAUUCUUUGCAACGUUUGCCCAAUUGGAAAAUGAGUCAAUUAAGGUGGGCGAAUAAGUGAGUCUUACUCAAUAGACGAUCUUUGGCAGGGUCCGUACCACCACAGCUCCUGAGCGAAGCCUCGUCCUCACCACAAGAAAACUCCUUCAUUAUGUCAGAAAACUUAAGCUGUUUUCCUGCUCAGAUUUUCUCUGCUAACAGAUAUAAAGCACUCAACUAUGUUUUUGAGGCCACCACUAAUCAGAAAGUAAUGAUGAAUUUGCUGGCGCUGCCAACACCUUACUUCACUGGUGCUAGUGACCUGUACCCUCACAGCGGAAAGCUGCCUGAAGUCACCUACAGGACACCGUGGAUCAGAGGAAAGGUGAUCUCCACCUGCAAACUCUUUGUCAGUGGUUCUGUGCUCAAUGACCUGGGAGAAAAAAUGCAAACAGUUAACUCACUAGAAAGAUUUAAUGUUACUCCAGGUGAGGUUAAAGGGGAUGUGGAGCAGAUAUCCAGCUCUAACCCUGACUCAUUGGAGGAUCUAGACUUGGAUGAGUACGCUUGUCUUUUAAAAGAGUCCCAGAUCAACGAUCAGUGUCAGGAAUCAUUUUUCAAGUUGACAGCUGACCAGAUGGAGCCUGGAAAUCAGAACAAAAAUCUCCUCCUGCCAGAAGAGCUCAUGGUUGUCAACUACCUGUCACAAUUUAAAAGACAUUUACCCACACUGAAAGCCAAGCUGUCUAGGUUGAGGACCCUUCCUGUGGCCGACCCUCUGCUGAGCUCAACAGGAGAUACCCUCUCUGAGGACACCGUGUUCAGGCACUGUGCCUCGUAUGAGAAGCCUCCUGAUGUGACCACCACUGAUGUCCAGAUGUGUGCAAACAUUAAUGAGGAGUUUGUUAAGGAGUCACUGAUGAAGGAAGAGUCUCUGCUGUUGCCAGUUGUAGUGGACACAGUGACUCUGAGAAAGGAGGAUUACACUGCCUUUUCAGGCCUCCGUGGUUGUAUGAAUGUCUUUCCUGAACAGCUGGAUGAAGACACUCCAGUCCUGGAUGUGCUACAUAGAGAUGUAUCAGUACCAGUAGAUAUUUCCUGGUAUGAAAUACCAGAGGAGUCCAGCAAGAUGAAUAGAGGCCUGAUAGAGACAGAAGUGGCAGGACGUGUGAUGCUUCUGACUGAAAUGGAGCUGGACGUGACUUUGACAUCAACUCCCAAAACCUGUCAAACCCAGAUCUGUCUCUCCACGUGUGAACUCCAGAAGGAAGAGUUGUCUCCACACCGCAGACGGUCUUUGGUGUCGAUGAGAGCUCAGAGAGAGAUGGAAGCAGCACUUUGGAGGGCAGAGAAGCAUCCGACCUUUGUGGUGGGCUUUGUGUUGGCAGAGCCUCAAAUAUGUCACUCCGCUGAAGAGUUCUACCCUCUGACUGAGGCCUUGAAACUUAUUAAGUUGGAGCAAAAAAAAUUUGUUUGUGUUGGUGACAAACCGCAGACUCAGGCAGAGACAGGAGACCUGGAGGUUUAUUUGUGUGGCAACUGUGCGUUCACAGAGAAGAUGAGAUCUGAGUUUACCCCCAGCAAGCAAACGGAGAUGGAAGACUUCAAAAAACUGUCACCUGAACAUGACGAGGUCUCAGUCACAGACAUCCUGGUGAAUCCUACAAACAAAACUCAGUUCCCUCACCUAGAGAAAUCUGAAGCAGUUGCUUUUCCUGAUAAAGCUUCUACAGAUGGCACCCAAUCUAAAAGUGAAACAGUUGCUGACUCAUAUCAGAAAACCUUCCUGGUGCACACUGUCAACACCAUCAGUAAGGAAGUAAAACCUGCUGCUACCAACAAAGAUGAAAUUUCAGACAAGAGGUUUUCAGACAUUGUAGCCGUGUUUUCUGCUCAUAAGAUCAACACAGAAGGACACGACUGUAAGACAGAGCAGAGCAUCAACACUCCUGAGAGGACUGUGUCCUCCACAGUGAAAAUCGGAGACAGUCACAAAUAUCCACCAAAGAAGGACCUGGACCCACUGGCCACCUUCAUGAUACUGAGAUCUCAACAGACUGCUCCAGUUACUGCAACAUCACAAAGUUUAACAAGCAGUAAGACAGCAGCUCCGGUGAACCAACAAACACCUGAGCUGCAGCCUCCUCCAGAGCAGAUGCAAAGAUCAGACAGGAGGCCUAUGUAUGUGAGUGGUGUGGUGUCAAAAAAUGUUACCAGAGAUCAGAAAUCUGCUUUUCAGUCGACGGGUCAACUCAUCAGUCGUCCUGUCAGUCAGCCCAGCCCUCAGAACAGAUGGGACAGCAGAGUGGUACAAGUUCACGCUACUGACAGGCAGCAGCGUGCGUACUAUGAGCUGCUGGCCUUUGCUCAGCCUUGUUUGAACUCUGCCAGACAGCUGGGGCUCAACUUCCCGGUGUGGGGAGACUUCAGCUGCCUGGCCCCAGACCAAACACACUUCCUGCUCAAGCAGCAGGAGAAUGCACUCUGCAGGGUGCAUGGACAGAGCGCAGAGCUGGUCAGAGAUCAGGAACUGUUUUUCAACCAGGCGGCUUUGAUACACAUGCUGGUGACAUUCAAGGAGCUGCUGCUGAAGUGCAACCUCAGUACGGCAUUGGAAUACCUGAAGCAGGCAGCUGAGGCGAGCACAGAGCCAAGUCUGAAGCAGCUGCUCAGGAGGCUGCAGAUCAUCCUCGACCUCAGUCACAAGAACCUGGAGUCCAACCUCAAACUGCAGCAGCUGCAACAGCUGCUGGCUGUAUGGUUGCACAGCAGGAAAGAACAGGACACUGUGGACAAAAUUCUUGUUGUAAUAUCAGUUGACAGUGAGGACAGCAGAUCUAUAAUCAUUAAGAGCUUGAGCCAAGUGACUGGUACUCCUGUAACUGCGGUUCGUCCUGAGAAGGACAAGAAUAAACUGAAUGGGGCCAGUGUGGUCAGCAGCAUACGCGACAGUGUGUGUGUGGUGGUGUAUGAGCAGCAUGUAGGCCCUGACUUCCCCUGGAGCUGUUUCUCCCUGGUGGUGGAGUAUGAUCAUCCAGGCCAGUCACCAUGGGCGGCAGUCUGCAGGGAGAGGAGCAUCAGUCACCUUACCUUCGACACAAUCAUAUCCGACACUGAGAAGGAAAAGGCCUCUUGGCGCCUGGAGGACAAUGUGCCAUAUGUCUUGUUUGUGACAGAGGGGCUUCCCAACUGUCCACUGCUGCUACAAACACUCGAGUCAGGGUUUAACAUAACUAUGCUGGAGAGGAGCCACUGUCCAUCCUUGCAGAUGCUCGGAGGGACCCAUCACUACACUGUGAUCACUGUGGAUGAAAGCACUGCUGUCAUCAUUCAGGAGGAGGAUGAACUGUGUCAGGAGCGAGCCAGUGAAAGAGUAGUGAUGAGGCUGACUGCUCUCUCUUUGCAAUAUAACUGCUGUUGGCUCAUCCUGCACUGCCCAGACAGCCAGGGUGGAGGAUUUUCCACUGAAUCCUUCAGCAACUUGGUGCUGGUCUAUUCGUCUCUUGUUCUUUUCAGCAUGAAGUCAGAGGGUCUAGAUGUUAAGGUGCUGAUUGUGUCUGAGUUGAUGGAAAUAGCCAAUUGGAUCAGUCGCAUCUGCUUCCACAGCCUGAUGGCUGAUGACAGGGACCCUGUCCAUUACAUGGACAGAGACUGGCUGACUGUGAUCCCCUCAAAGGAGGAAAAGUUACUACUCCAGUUCCCAUGUAUCAACCCUCUGGUUAGUCAGCUAAUGCUGAGGAGAGCACCGUCCUUCCAGUGGCUCCUUGGGGCCACUCUAUCUCAGCUGAGAAAGCUUCUCCCUCAGGUGCCACAGAAAGUCCUCAAGCUGUUCAGUGACACCACCUCACUGUACACACGGACCGCAGAACCAAACCAGCCAGAGUCUCAGACGGUUGUCACUCAGACAAACCAACAAAACUGCCCACCGAGCAGUCCAUGGAGCACCACUGCUGACCCAAAGCACAUAAACUCUGACCGUCAACCAGAACCCCCCACCAACACCCACCAGGAACUGUUCAAUAGAGACCACAACAUCAGCUUCCUGCUUGGAACUGAUCGCACCUUCUGUGAUCCAAACUCGAAGGUGCAGAAUGAUGACACAGAUUUCAGACUUGACUUGAGUUCCUCCUUUGGCAAGCCAGAUGUUCACCGCGAGUGGAGCUGGACCAGCAGUGAUCCAUGGAAAGAGGAGGACAGAGGCAGAGAUGAGGUGAAGCCUUCUGGAUGGACAGGCAGAGCUGGAGCAGUGGGGGGAGUUGUUGAGAGAGUAAAGGAUGGGUGGACACCAACAAAGCUGAACAGUCCUUUCAAGCUGGACUCCACGUUUUGCUACAGCCCCAUCCUGCAACAGCCAGCCGACAGUCACGUGUCAACAUACGCUAUAGUCCAGCACCCAGAUAGCCACCACAUUUCCUACGAUCUGAGCCCUCCUGCAGAGGUCACGCUGUGGGAUCGAGGGCAGAGCAGCAGCUACGGCCUUACCAGUGGAGGGACGACAGUUUCAGCCAACUAUGGCCCCAAAUGCUGGAUAGGCCAAGAGAGGAAGAGGAGUGGUGAGGCUGCAGGUUUGGUUGGUGCAGUGUUGACACCACUGAAGAGGGGCAGGUUAAGCUAUGAGAGGGUGCCGGGCAGAAGUGACGGACAGACAAGGCUUAAAUUGUUUUAGGCACGAAUGCUUCCUCUCUGUGGGCUCUUUCUGAAAUGAGAGCAAUAUAUCCUUACAGUUUUGAUACUUUCAGGUUAUUAAUUACACAAAAGUUGAGCUUCAGAGUUUUUAUUAGUAUACAAAAGUUUGGCUAAUUUAACUACAAAAAAAUUGUAUUGCAAGCUAUGUUUCCUGGAUUCUACUUUUUAAAAUGUUGAUGAUUUUAUUUUGUAGAAUUUAUCUUUUAAAACAGUUGGCUGUUUGUCAGAAAAUGACAGAGAACUUACAAUAUGAAUGUUUCCAAGUAUUUUGUGUGUUAAUGUUAUAGUUUUAUUAUUACUGUUUAAUUACUUGUAUUUAUACUGCUUGUUUAUAUUAUAUGUUAUUUAAAUGUAAGGUUGUGAGUAUGCCUUCAUUUAAGUUGUAAUUGUUGUAAAUUCUGCUCACUAACGCUUAAAAAGUAUUACAUGUGCUUAUGACUACAUUACAAUACAAUGUAAAUUAUUUAUUAUGUGUUUAUAUAUAUUGCUUUUCAGUAAUAAAUAAAGGGGUAUUACGGAU